This is a messenger RNA of Fomitopsis serialis, 1260 nucleotides long. Its product is annotated as S-adenosyl-L-methionine-dependent methyltransferase. The transcript has 7 exons. Gene Ontology annotation, molecular function: O-methyltransferase activity. Lineage: Eukaryota; Fungi; Basidiomycota; Agaricomycetes; Polyporales; Fomitopsidaceae. The coding region runs from base 1 to 1260 and encodes 419 amino acids. The record is from RefSeq and is a predicted model, not a curated record.
AUGGCGGCUGCGGACAGAGCAAGGACUCUCCGCACACUAAUGCGCAUGCUCAGUGAUGCCUCAGAAGUGGUCAUCGAGGAAUGGGAAGCAGAGGAACAAACACCUACGGGACGCUCGGAACUUCCGUCGUCAGCCAUGUUCGAAGCCAGACGUAUUAUAUCGGGAGCUUGUGGGAUGUUCAUGGACAUCACCCAGCAACCAACAACCCGCCUCACCGAGGUUGCGAACUCGUUCUUCCUCUCUAGAGCCCUGCACAUUGCGGCCGAAGCCAAAAUCGCGGACGUUCUGGCAGAUAUUGACGAGAACGAAGGUCUACUGGUUGAUGCCAUAGCAGAGCAAGAAGGUGUGGACGCGCAGAAAUUGACUCGCGUCUUGAGAGCCCUUUGCACCAUCCAUAUCUUCCGCGAAAUCAAACCAUAUUACUUCGCAAAUAGUCCCACUAGCCGUGUUCUGAUUGGCGAUGAAUAUUUACGUUGCUGGCUGUUGCUACAUGCCAUGGAAGUCUACAGCGCCACUGAUAAAUUGUUCACAUUGCUCUUUGAUCCUGCGAAGACACAUUCCAAUAAUCCACGGGAAUCUGCUUGGCAGGAAGCAACUGGAAGUGAUCUCUUAACAUAUGAAUACUUGGAACAAAUUGUCGAGCGCCCCGAUGGUACAGUUGGUCCCAGACCGCAACUUGAUAUCUGGACGCAUGCCAUGGUCGGGGUUGGUCGUGCAUCUGCUACGGCUAUGUAUGCAGACUAUCCAUGGGAUUCCCUUGGAUCCAGCACCAUUGUCGAUGUAGGUGGAGGAAUAGAGUUAAUGAAUAGGCGGCACAUGCCUCGAUCUAUCGAGGAGGUUCUCGGAUCUGCGAUUCGUAGUCCAAGACAGACCGGAAACUAUCCGGCAAGGUGGAUGCACGAGUAUCCCGAUGCCGUGCAGUCUGGUCGCGUACGGCUCAUGGCACACGACUUCUUCGCUGAACAGCCCCUCCAAAAUGCUGAAGUGUACUUCUUGCGCUACGUUCUCCAUGAUUGGCCCGACGAUGAAUGCGUCGUGAUCUUGACGCAUCUACGCGAAGCAAUGAAACCGGACUCGGUUGUCUUGGUGGCAGACCAUGUCAUCCAUCCUACGCGCCCAUCAAUUCGAAAUACGCAUGACUUGGCCAUGAUGGCGAUACAUAAUGCCAUGGAGCGCACUCCGGAGAUGCUAGAGGCAGUGGCGACACGCGCGGGACUGAAGGUGACAAAGAUAUGGGAAUGCCGUGGAGCAUUGGAGUAA